This is a messenger RNA of Priceomyces carsonii, 852 nucleotides long. RefSeq lists its product as uncharacterized. The transcript has a single exon. The coding region runs from base 1 to 852 and encodes 283 amino acids. Gene Ontology annotation, molecular function: FMN binding. The record is from RefSeq and is a predicted model, not a curated record. Lineage: Eukaryota; Fungi; Ascomycota; Pichiomycetes; Serinales; Debaryomycetaceae.
AUGACUAACGCGGAAGAGCCAAAAAGAUUUGGAUUGGAAAACCAAGUCAAGAGAAAUCCUCAUAAAGAUUUCAAAAAAGUGGAAGCAUCGAGAAAACCAUUCGAUAAGGAUAAAAGGUGGGAAUAUUCUAAGACAAUAGAUCCUGAUUGGAGAGUUGGUGAUGGUGCAAACGAGAGCGAUUGGAAACAGUAUAAAAAAUUGGAAAUUGAUCCGUUUGGAGAUACUAGAGAUCCUGUGGAUAAUUACAAAUUGUUGAUUUCUGCAGUCACUCCCAGACCAAUUGGAUUCACGUCGACCGUAGGAAAAGAUGGCACUAAAAAUUUGGCUCCAUUUUCUUACUUUACGGUAGUGAAUCAUGAUCCACCAAUAUUUUGUAUCGGGUUGAGCGGAGGCAAGGGAAAUCCUAAAGAUAGUUGUAGAAAUCUUCUUGAGACAGAGGAAUGCACUAUUAAUAUAAUAUCAGAAUGGUUUCUUGAGGCUGCCAAUUAUACUUGUACUAAUUGUCCUUAUGAAGUCAAUGAAUGGGAUUUGUCAGGGUUGACACCUUUGAAAUCGACAAAAGUUAAGCCUGAUCAUGUUGCAGAAAGCGCGUUUUCCAUUGAAGGUAAGCUCAUCCACUCUCAUGAAUGGAAGUCGAAGAAAGACCCUAAUAAGGCAACCGGAACAUUGUGCAUUAUAGAAGGAGUGAAUUUUCACGUAAUGGAUAACGUCGUCAAUAAGGAUUUGAACAAUAUCGAUAUUGCCAGUUUAAGGCCCGUUUCUAGACUAGGUGGCAUUACUUAUGGGAGAACCGUCGACGGAUUUGAGCUUCCGCGUCCACUGUACGAUCCCAGCGAUAUUCCUCAUAAGUAA